Eremothecium cymbalariae DBVPG#7215 is the source of this 2112-nucleotide messenger RNA. RefSeq names its product Arf family guanine nucleotide exchange factor YEL1 (gene YEL1). NCBI's taxonomy places the organism in Eukaryota, Fungi, Ascomycota, Saccharomycetes, Saccharomycetales, Saccharomycetaceae. The coding region runs from base 1 to 2112 and encodes 703 amino acids. The transcript has a single exon. Gene Ontology annotation, molecular function: guanyl-nucleotide exchange factor activity. Gene Ontology annotation, biological process: regulation of ARF protein signal transduction. The record is from RefSeq and is a predicted model, not a curated record.
AUGGUAUACGUCAACAUGGAGGAAGGUAACAAUAGUCGGUUGUACUGUAUUAGUGACGAUUCUUCCAUUUCGCUGCAUUCAAAUUGUUCAAAAGGAAGCACUAUUUUCGUGCGUGAGCCGUCAGACGACGCACACACGGACCCAUCACCUGCAGAGACUUCUUUUGAAAGGAUGAGUGAAACUGACAAGAGAAGGGGCCAAUCUUCAUUGCUGAUUGGUAAUGGCGAGGUGUUUCUUGAUUCAUCGUUUGUUAUGGAGUCUCCGAAGCAGCUGGAUGUUUUUACGUGCGACUCUCUAGAUGAGGGAGGCGUGUCGAGUAGCUUCGCGACACCGACGCCGCAUCUACAGCAGCAGGAAAUGUGUGAACAAACGGAUGAUGAUGUUCUGUCCAAGUCGAGGAAGCGUUCAGAUACUCAACGAAGCAAUAGAAGCAGGUCUACUGCCAAGCAGAUUCUGAAGGGCACGUUCCAGGGGACACAUUACAAGGAGUAUGCUAACUUUUUGGGGAACCCGGAAAACAGGGCUAUCUUGCAGGAGUUCAUUGCUUUGCUACAACCAUUGCCGGUGUCCCUGUUGUUUUCGCUGCGGAAGUUAUCUAGGUCGCUUUAUUUCAUUGCUGAAGCAGGGGCUAUCGAUGCUAUGUUAGAGGAGGUUAGUAUUCAAUGGGUACAGAGACAUAAGACGUCCCAUUAUCAAGGUAAUUUUAAACUAGUGCAUAUUAUUUUGUUUUCUUUGUUGAUUUUGAACUCAGAUUUAUACAAUGACAUGGCGCAUGAGAAAUUUUCUUCCACUCAGUUCGUUGACAAUACGGUUUACGCUCUAUUGAAAGAGGCACCUACAAUAGACAAACAGAAAUUUGAAAAUGAACUGCGCGUGUACUAUGAUAUAUUGUCGAUGAAUCAGUUGCCUUUGUACAAGGCUGCACCCGCUUCGAAUCCGAAGUUGCCUGUACCCAACUCGCGGAAGGGGUCAAGGUUUAAUCCGAGAUCCAAUCGCUUAGAGAGGACAUUCUCCAACUCAUCGAACUAUUCGAUGUCUACAGUGUCGCUCCAAAGAACACCAAAUUCCAAGCAGUCCUCUGCUGGAUUGACGAACUGGAAAUACCAUCAUGACAAGGAGCUUCCUACUUUAUAUCUGAAAGAACAACUUGAUGAAGAAAUGAAUCAGAAACCUAAUACAUCUUGGCUCAUGGAUCAUGCUAUUCAAUUCCAAGAACCCGUCGAGCCAUCACCACCUAAAGAUAUGCCUCCAGCUUUGUCGCUGUCGCCGAAUGUGCAGCCAAAAAGAAGAUUAUUUGGGUGGUUGAAGAAAGACCAUUCUGAUUCUAUAUUCAAGGCCCACCACGAUUUGAGCGCCGAACGCAAGUGGCUGAAUGCAAGAGUGCGGAUAAGCGAGGGAAGAUUAUACAUUUUCAAUUUCAAACAUCACAAAGCUUUAGAUCCCAGGGUAGCUGACUUAGACCUUUGCAGGAAAAGAUCUCUUUCAUACUCUGUCCAGAAUCUCUAUGGUGCCCAGGCAACUUUUAUCCAGGAUAAUAUCGUAUACAACAGUGAUCACAAGACUUGGAACUUCAAGAUUGCAUUCCCGAAAAGCAUAGAUUGCGACAAUGAACGAAUCUACCAAUUCCAAACAACCGAUAUGACUGUUGCUCAACAAUUUGUCCAAUGUGCCACCUUCUGGAGUGCGCGAAUUACCCCAAUACCAUCAGCACAGUUCGAAAUGGUCUCAAAUCAAGAAUAUGGGUGGAGCGACAAAUUACUUAAUAAUGAGCAUUCCCCAUUGGACGUCACCCUUUCGGUCUGGACCCCAUUUAUUGGCAUAGAUUCCAUUUAUGAAGACAUUGACGAUUUUGGUAGUCUAUCAUUAAAAAUGCAGUUAUACAACCUCAAAGUAUUCACCGACCAAUUAUCAGAAUUAAUCGACAAACACAAUGCCUGCAAACCUAAAAUGGUAUCUACCUGGCUCCACACGGGCACUACAAAAAUGUUCGAAAUGGCCAUGGACAACUGGAACCGUCGGUACUUGUACCUAAACAAAAUGUUCGAAAAGCACAACAUGUACCUGACAUCCUUGAAAACUGCUUGCGAAAGCGUACAACUAACAACUCUCUGA